AUGACUAAAAGAAAACAAAAUAAUAACUCAACUUCAAAUGAUACAGAAACAGACUCCAGAAAUUUAAACAAUCCAAAAUCAGAGCAUCCACUAACAGAAGUUUGGAAAUAUUUUGAAAGAGAUGAACCCAAAGGCGAUGGUCAUUGGGAAGGAACCUGUAUGUACUGUAAAAAAUUUUAUUCGUGUGCCAAGCCAACUACUUUGCGAGCACAUCUUGCUAAUAGCUGUAAAAAUAUUUCUGAGGAAUGGAAACACUAUUUUAAUUAUAUUUUAGUCAACAAUUUGAAAGAUAUUCCAACUAAUGAACCUCUUUAUGACAUGCCAAAUACUACUUCAUUUUUAGUUAAACAAAAAAAAGCAAAAUUAACUAAUUGGUUUGAUUCU
Messenger RNA from Dentiscutata heterogama, 384 nucleotides. NCBI's taxonomy places the organism in Eukaryota, Fungi, Glomeromycota, Glomeromycetes, Diversisporales, Gigasporaceae. The record is from the annotation of a GenBank genome assembly.